This is a messenger RNA of Nerophis lumbriciformis (worm pipefish), 1380 nucleotides long. The record is from RefSeq and is a predicted model, not a curated record. Lineage: Eukaryota; Metazoa; Chordata; Actinopteri; Syngnathiformes; Syngnathidae.
AUGAGAGGAAUUCGCUCUUUAAACAAUCUCUCUAAGCGGUGCUAUGCUGCUGCCAGGCCAAAUGAAGCACUGACCGAGGCCUAUGCAGGACAAAAGUCGCUUGCCGUCUCACUUCCCGCUCCUCAAGAUGUCCAGGUAUCCAAACUCCCAAACGGUUUGGUGAUCGCCUCCUUGGACAACUAUACCCCGUUGUCCAGCGUGGGUGUGUUUGUGAAAGCUGGGAGUCGUUAUGAGACUGUGGAGAACCAGGGUGUAGCUCAUGUGCUGCGACUGGCUGCGAAUCUGACUACUAAAGGCGUUUCUGCCUUCAAGCUCUGCCGUGGUGUCGAAGCACUUGGCGCCAGCCUCAGUGCUUCUUUAUCAAGAGAAACCAUGGUCUACACUGCAGAAUGCUUUAGAGAUGGCCUAGAUAAUAUUUUGGAGUACUUGGUCAAUGUGACCACGGCGCAGGAGUUCCGGCCUUGGGAAGUGAAUGACCUAACACCCAGGGUGAAUACCGACAAGGCUCGGGCAAAGCUGUCUCCUCGAAUAGGUGUAAUUGAGAAGUUGCAUGAAGCGGCUUACAAAAACGCCCUGUCCAACUCAUUGUACUGUCCAGACUUCAUGGUCGGCAAGGUGUCUCCGCAGCAACUGCACUCAUUUGUGGAGGACCAUUUCACUACCAGCAGGAUGGCGGUUGUUGGCCUGGGUGUAAAACACUCUGACCUGAAGGAGCUGGGUGAGAGGUUCCUCAGCGUGCGCGGUGGGGCUGGAGCUCCGCAAAUAAAAGCGUCUUACCGUGGGGGUGAGCUCCGUGUUCAGAACAAAAACGACCUGGUUCAUGCGAUGGUCGUCAGCGAAGGCGCCGUGGCAGGCAGCGCGGAGGCCAACUCUUAUGUCGUGCUGCAAAGGAUCCUGGGAGCCGGGCCACAUGUUAAGCGGGGCUCCAAUAUCACCAGCAAACUCGGCCAAGGUGUUGCCAAGGCGACCACGCAGGUUUUUGAUGUUUCAGCUUUUAAUGCGUUCUACGCCGACUCUGGUUUGUUUGGCGUUUACACCAUCUCGCAAGCUAACACAGCUGGGGACGUGAUCCGAGCAUCCAUAGCUCAAGUGGGCGCCAUAGCCCAGGGCGCCGUGACUGCAGAUGACAUCGCCAGAGCAAAGACUCAAGCCAAAGCGGAUUAUCUGAUGUCGAUUGAAAGCUCAAGCGGCCUGAUGGCGGAGAUGGGUGCACAGGCUCUGGCGGCCGGAGCGUAUCAGGCACCCGAGACGAUUCUCCAGGCCAUCGAAGCCGUCACCCAGGACGAUGUGGUCAAAGCUGCAAGAAAAUUUGUGGACGGCAAGAAAACCAUGGCAGCUAGCGGACAUCUGAUCAAUACUCCUUUUGUGGACGAGUUAUGA